Macrosiphum euphorbiae (potato aphid) is the source of this 312-nucleotide messenger RNA. NCBI's taxonomy places the organism in Eukaryota, Metazoa, Arthropoda, Insecta, Hemiptera, Aphididae. The record is from the annotation of a GenBank genome assembly.
AUGAUUUUCAAAUAUAAUUCAAUUACAAUAUUUGAGUUGUUAGGCUUUAAAACAUUUAGCCUGUAUGCUAAUGACUUUCCUAUACAUUUGUUCAAUUCAUUGAAACAAUUAUAUGGUAAAUAUUUUGAUUUACCCAAAUUGAGAAGUAAACUUUUGGUUGUCUACUUCACAGUAGAAUUUCAAAAACCUAAUGUUCACGAUCUUUUAAUUUAUUUAAAACCAACAAAUUUGGACAAAAACUUACCUCAAGCAACAAAAUUGAAAUCAUUGAUAUUAACCAUCCCAGCUACAAGUGCAUCAGCAGAACGAUAA